Messenger RNA from Amblyraja radiata (thorny skate), 3185 nucleotides. RefSeq names its product sema domain, immunoglobulin domain (Ig), transmembrane domain (TM) and short cytoplasmic domain, (semaphorin) 4F (gene sema4f). Gene Ontology annotation, cellular component: plasma membrane. Lineage: Eukaryota; Metazoa; Chordata; Chondrichthyes; Rajiformes; Rajidae. Gene Ontology annotation, biological process: neural crest cell migration; axon guidance; negative chemotaxis. The record is from RefSeq and is a predicted model, not a curated record. The transcript is spliced from 14 exons. Gene Ontology annotation, molecular function: semaphorin receptor binding; chemorepellent activity. The coding region runs from base 580 to 2868 and encodes 762 amino acids.
AUAUAUCUCUAUCUGCAUAUAUUUUUUUUAUUGACGAGUUAACUUGCAUCUAUUAACACGGGAAGGUAGAAUCAGAUGUUGCAAUGUUUGUAUUAGGUAUUGCACUAAGAAAAUACUUCCAGUUCAGUAACGAGAUCACUUGUAUUCUUUUUGUAGGGAACAAAUGAGAGGGUGGAGUUUUCUUAGGUACUUAGAAAACUGUGACUCAAAGAAUCGGGCCCGCCCCUCCGAUUCAAGUGCCUUUCGCUACCUGGCGCUGUUGCAAUGCUCCAUGCAGUAACAAUAAAAAAAAAGGCAACUGCGUGAUACGUCCGAAUGUCGACAUAAGUCAUGGUUUUUAAGCAGAUAAAAAGUUUCGCCACAGUGGAGGAUUCGCGACCGAACGACAAUCAGAUGCAAAACAAGGAAAAGUAGUUUUAAAGACAUCGAAGAAGGAAAGGAGCUGCUGGCUGUGUUAUUUCAAACACCUGGUCGGUUGUCUUUGUACUUUGCUCUUCUCUGUCCGAUUGUACAAGAAGCAAGAAAAAAAACCCAACUGGAAAAUAUUGUUAUAAAGCCGUUUUAAAUAGAAGCAACACGAUGAAGGGAGGACGUGUGGUGGUUCUUGUUGUUUACGUUGCCAUUCUGUGUCCAAUCCAUGUCUUCGUUUUGGCCUUGGUUAAGGAAUUACUUCCCAGGAAAACUAUCUCUUACAAUGAGCUCGAGCAGCUGACAUCAAUGAGGAGCUUUUUCAAGGAUGGGAGAACCUUUACCAGCUUUUUGGUAGACGAAGCGCGAAACCGCUUUUACGUGGGAGCAAAUGACGCGGUUUAUGUCCUCAACCUGACUUCUGUCGACCGGGAUCCAUUUAUGAUAGAAUGGAACGUAACAGAAAGUGAACAUGUUUCCUGUUUACGAAAAGGCAAAAGAGAGUGGAAAUGCCACAAUUACAUUCGCAUCAUGGAGGUGUGGAACGAGACGCAUGUCUUUGCCUGUGGAACCUACGCGUUUGAUCCCCACUGCGCAUAUAUCAAGGUCUUUGGUCCUGUGGAUAACACAGAGAACAGAAUCACAGGCGUGGAGAAGGGACGACGAAAAUGUCCAUUUGAGCCAAUGCAACCAUUUGCAGCAACACUCGCAGACGGAGUGCUGUUUUCAGCCACGGCGGUUGAUUUCCAGGGCAAGAAUCGGGCCGUGGUCAAGAGUGUGGGGAAGUUGGAGAUUCGCACAGAGGACUCCGUCAUGUGGCUGAGCGAUGCAGAGUUUGUGGCGUCAACGUACAUCAGAGAAGACGGGGGAAGUGGCGACGAUGACAAACUCUACUUCUUCUUCAGUGAGACAGCGCAGGAGUUUGAAUACUACAAACCCGUGCGGGUUCCCCGAGUGGCUCGCGUUUGCAAGGGAGAUAUUGGUGGCCAGAAGACACUUCAGAAGAAAUGGACGUCCUUCCUGAAAGCUCGUCUGGUGUGCUGUGAUAAAAGCAACGCGAUGUGUUUUGAUGAGAUUCACGAUGUGUUUACCCUGCAGUUUGACCCAAAUAACACAUCUUCCACAGUCUUCUACGGGGUUUUCUCCACAAGAUGGGACGACCAGGAUGUCUCCGCGGUGUGUGCUUACAGAAUCAAAGACGUGCAGGCAGCUUUCAAUGGGCAAUACAUGGAGUAUAGAAGGGAUGCUGACAAAUGGAGCGUGUUCCGAGGUGAUAUUCCGGAUCCACGGCCUGGCAUGUGCAUCACGGAUCAAUUGAAGAAAAGAGGAUUCAACACGACGUUAGACCUUCCGGACAAUGUACUAUUGUUUAUUCGAGAUCAUCUUCUGAUGGCGAAUUACAUCAAUCCCAUUGGGGGAAAGCCACUGCUAAUCAGGAGAGACACACUGUACACCAAGAUUACUGUCCAGGGAGACGGUGCAAGCGAUGGCCCUGGCUCCGAGGUUUUCUAUUUGGGAACAGAAACCGGACAUUUGCAUAAAGCAGUGAUGAGUGGCUCCAAAGUUCUUGUGGUGGAGGACUAUAUCAUCUUUAAACCUGAUGAGAAAGUCCUGAACAUUGCACUACGGAAGGGAUUUGUCUACAUCGGAUCAUCUACCAGGGUAGUCCAGUUUCCCGCAGUGAACUGCAGCCGGUAUUCCCGCUGUGAUGCCUGUCUCCUGGCGAGGAUUCUAUCAUGUGGCUGGGAUGAGGAGAAGAAGGAAUGUAUUCACGACAGAAGUAGAUUUCUUCCGAGCGUGGAGUCUGACAGUCAACAAGCGAACACCUUGUGCAAAAUUACAAAAGACCAAGCUGUUCCGUUGGUAGUACAAGCGGUGAAGGGGACCACGGUUUUUCUUCAGUGCCACCCCGGUUCCGCCUGGUCGACGUGCAACUGGGCAAUAUCGAACGGCAACGUGAGCAACGACGUCAACGCGGGAGGCAUUCACAUCACGGCCACGGAGAGCAGUGUGGGCGACUACAAGUGCGUGUGUGUCGAGGAAGGUGUGAGCAUUCUUGAAGCUUUCUACAGCCUGGAGUUUGGGUCCUCGCCUGAUCCCCUGAAGAAUACAAGCUCCGUCAAUUAUCUCCUGAUGUUCGCCUUCCUGGCCCUUGGCAUUAUUCUCGGCGUGGUGGUGCACAAGUACGGCCGCCCAUGGUGCAGGAAAACCUUGGCGUCCAAGGGCGGCCGCAAGAGGGAGUACGCCAACGUGUCGCGGGACACCGCCGUUUACAGUCUGGGCACCCCCGACGAAGACCGGCCCUUGGCCAUCUCCCAGAAGAGUGAAUCGAGUUUGAACGGAACCAGUGAGAAAGAGGCGAUUUAUGCGAACAAGGAGGAAGUGAAUGGAAUGAACGUGGGUUCCCCGAGAAACCACACCAUCUCCAUUAUAUCGUGCCAGGAUGAAACCUCAAUUUAAUGGACCCACAGACGCAAGCUCUUGGCAACACGUGUCCCCAUAGAGUGACCAAGCAAUUUGCUUCACAGCUAUCUUUUUUAUUGUGUUUGUGGUGUCGCCUUUAAUUCUUCCUGGUAAGAAAGUGUAGAGUUCAGGAUACCCCCACUCCCCAUGGCUGUUGUCACGCCAGCUUCGUGCUUGGCAGAGUCCUUGCCUCCUUCAGUACACCGGGCGGGCUUUGCAACACCGUUUUGUUACACUUGCGCUGUUGAGACAUCGUGAGGGCACUCCGACCCUUAAUUAGACAACCCAAGUCGUUGGCUAUUUUUAACGCCAAA